This is a messenger RNA of Harmonia axyridis, 3297 nucleotides long. Its product is annotated as sodium/hydrogen exchanger 8-like. Lineage: Eukaryota; Metazoa; Arthropoda; Insecta; Coleoptera; Coccinellidae. The record is from RefSeq and is a predicted model, not a curated record. Gene Ontology annotation, biological process: proton transmembrane transport; sodium ion transport; regulation of pH. The transcript is spliced from 3 exons. The coding region runs from base 208 to 2196 and encodes 662 amino acids. Gene Ontology annotation, molecular function: sodium:proton antiporter activity. Gene Ontology annotation, cellular component: Golgi apparatus; membrane.
UUUGCUAUUCAUCUGUCGUUCAUGUGAUCGUACAUUACCGAAUUAUAUUUUCGUGUUAUCAUUAUAUUGAAUUCCUCAUUACGAAUAUAGUGAGGUUCUGAGAAAUUAUCCAGUCCAGAAUAUUUUGUGCUGGUCAAUAAGAACUGUUUUUUCUCGAUAUAAUAAGAUGUGAAGGAAUCUCUUGCGAAUUAUUUUAAAGUGAUAAAAAUGAAGAAUAUCAAGUGUGUUUUUGUUUUAAUGCUGUUGUGUGGAUUCGUUCUUACUGAUGAUCUAAAUUCUAUAAAAAGCAACGCGGAGAUUGUGUCGAAUAACACAGUUUCUUCUGUUAGUUCAACAACAGCUACUACUGUGCAAUCAACAGAGGGCUCAAAACCAAAUCAAGAUCAAUCUACUUCUCCUAAGCCAAAAUCUACUACAAUACCUAAGGAUAAUAUUAUUAUUAAGAAUGUAUCAGAAUCUACAAGUACCACUAAGAAAAUAGAACUUCCAGUUUCAUCCACUACCCCUAGUGUUCCUGUGGUAAAUAACCAAAACUCUACAACGGCGUCAGCUGAUCCUGUACUACCUGAUAAGGGUUCAGCAGAAGAUGAACAUAAUAGUUCUAUGGCAAUAUUCUUUGUACUCUGCGUAUUAGCGUUGGGUAUUCUACUGAUACAUUUUAUGUUACAAACAGGAUUUCAAUAUGUACCAGAAAGUAUUGUCAUUGUAUUCCUUGGAGCCCUCAUUGGAUUGGCAAUGAGUGCACUAUCAAACAGAAAUAUUAGCAACUGGAGAAAAGAAGAAGCAUUUUCCCCUACAGCAUUUUUCCUUAUUCUUUUACCACCUAUUAUAUUUGAAUCAGGAUAUAAUCUGCAUAAGGGAAACUUCUUUCAGAAUAUUGGAUCAAUACUUGUGUUUGCUAUCUUAGGAACAACCAUUUCUGCUUUUAUAAUUGGAUGCGGAAUAUACUUCCUUGGAUUAGCUGAUGUGGUUUAUAAAUUAGGAUUUGUGGAAUCCUUUGCCUUUGGUUCCCUCAUUUCUGCAGUAGAUCCAGUUGCAACAGUGGCAAUUUUUCAUGCUUUAAACGUAGACCCCGUACUCAACAUGUUGGUGUUUGGUGAAAGUAUUUUAAAUGAUGCAAUUGCUAUUGUUUUAACAACUGCUGCUCUUGAAUCAAAUAAUCCUACAAUGUCUGCAGGAGAAGCUUUAGUCAUGGGAAUUGAGUCUUUCUGUUUGAUGUUUUUUGCAUCAGCUGGUAUUGGUGUAGUAUGUGCUUUGUUCAGUGCUCUACUCUUAAAACAUAUAGAUCUCAGAAAAAAUCCAUCCCUGGAGUUUGCUAUGAUGUUAGUAUUUACAUAUGCCCCUUAUGUACUGGCAGAAGGUAUUCACCUAUCUGGAAUAAUGGCAAUAUUAUUCUGUGGAAUUGUCAUGUCCCAUUAUACCCACUUCAACUUAUCCACUGUAACUCAAAUAACCAUGCAACAAACUCUUAGAACAUUGUCGUUUAUUGCUGAAACCUGUGUGUUUGCUUAUCUUGGUUUGGCAUUGUUCAGUUUCAAACAUAGAGCAGAGCCAGCUCUUGUUGUUUGGAGCUUGGUAUUGUGCCUAAUUGGCAGAGCUUGCAAUAUAUUUCCCUUAGCCUACCUGGUGAAUAAAUUUCGUGAACAUCAAAUAACUAAAAAGAUGAUGUUUAUUAUGUGGUUCAGUGGUCUAAGGGGAGCAAUCUCAUAUGCUCUAUCCCUCCAUCUCAAUUUCAGUGAUGAAACUAGACAUGUCAUCAUAACAACUACAUUAGUAAUUGUCUUGGUAACCACACUUGUAUUCGGAGGAGCCACUAUGCCUCUUUUGAAAUUUAUGCAAGCAACUAAAAAUCCUUCAAGACGUCUGAGAAAAAAGAAGAAGGAUAGAGAAGUGAUACUUAGUAAAACUCGAGAAUGGGGGAAAACAAUUGACUCAGAGCAUUUGUCCGAGACCACAGAGGGUGAAGCUGAGGUAUCAUUUGUUUCCGAUAGGAUAAAAGGCUUUGUGAAGUAUGACAUAAAGUACUUCAUUCCAUUCUUCACUAGGAGGUUCACACAACAGGAACUAAAAGAUUGCAAGAGCCAAAUGACUGAUCUCACCAACCAAUGGUAUCAAGCGAUACGUAUCUCACCAGACCAAUCAGAUGAAGAGCAGGCAAACACCCCUAGGUCCAGUAUUUCAAGUAUUAUACGCUAAAUAAUGAAUCAUUUUACUCCUAAACCUCCAAUAUUAUAUUUUUGAAGAUAUAGAAGUCAACUUGUAUAUUGUUGAAAGAAUAUGAUGAAGCACAAAAUUGUCAAAGGAAAAGUGUGCAUAUAUUAAAGAUUUUUUUAUUUUGAGAAGAAUAAUUGGCUGUUAUACGCAAAAUUAAGAAUUAAUUUUAACAUUGGGACAGAAUUUUAUGAAUUCUAAGACUUCACUUGAGUUAUUUAUCAGAAUUCUACUAUGAAUUUUCACUUAAUGAUUUCAACCUUUUUCAAUUCUAUUAUGUUUCUCUCUCAACCAUUUAUUCCAUAUUCAACUAACUGGAAAUACCUUAAUAAGAAUGCAAAUUGAAAAUAAAAUUGAAAUAACUAUUGAAAUUACUUGUUUGGAACAGGUUCUCUAUUGUGUGCCAAAAUAUAGUGCAUAUCUUUUUCAAACUUUAAAUGAAUCAUAACUGAAUUAUUUCAUUGAAAAAGAAAGACAGCAACCAAAUCGAUAAUCAAAUAUUUCAGGUCAUCAUUUUUCUCUGUAUUAAUUACCGUUUUAUUAGAAUUUUUGGACAAUUUAAUACCAAAGAUUCAAUGUUUUGCUCGAUAAAUUGUGAAGGGUGAUUCAAUUACAGAUGUUCCUGUACUAAAACUUUAAGAAUGCGUAUUUAAUUUAAAAUUGAAAGCUUCAUUCAAUUCUUGAAGUACCUAUAGAACUAUUGCAUGUUCCAUGUGUAAUUGUUCAAAAAAAAAAAAAAUUUUAUUAGUAUGCAGUAUUUGAGAUUGAUUAUGACAUAUUUUCAACACGUUUUCCAAAGAUGCUUUGAAAAAAAUCACUUCUAGUUUAUAGGUAUAAAAUUUAUUAAGUUAUGACUUUUUGAGUUUACCUCUGAAAGAAAUAGAAUAUAAGAGUAGUUUUCUUUGUAAAUAAAGUUGUUUAUUUCAUUUGAAAUUUAGUUGGUACUUAUUGUAAAUAAAUAAACCAUUUGCUUGAAGUGCUCGUGAAAGAAAAUUUUAUUUCUGUGUGAUAACACUGUGAUUUAGUUUCAGUUAUGGUGAAUUCCUAGCUGUAAAUCUGUUAUAAAAAUAAAAUGUAUGAGACAAA